AUGGAUGAGAAAACAGCUAUUAUAAAACAAAUAUUUUCCAAUUAUAAUAAUUCAUUACAAAUUCAAUCUAUAUCUCGUCCAUUAAAUGGUUUUUCAAAUUCAGUUUAUUUUAUCACAUUUCUCAACAAUUCUAAUAUGGAACUUGUUUUAAAAUUUACUGAACCUGGUGAUAUUAACGAAGUUCUUUUCUAUCAAGCAUUGAAUCACUAUCCCAUUGAUGAAUUUCCUAUACCACAAAUUUUAAAAUAUGAUUCAAUCAUUCAUAAUUAUUAUAUUUCUUCAAAAUUACCUGGUUUUCCACUAUCACAAGUAUUGGAUUCUAUGACACAUGGACAACGACUAGAAAUCUAUCAAGCAUUGGGCAUAUUCGUAGGACAGUUACAUUCAAAGCACAUUUAUGAAAAAUGUGGUUAUUUACAAGCCCAACAAUAUUCUAGUUGGAAACAUAUGUUUAGUGAUAUAAUUCAAAGACAAAUUACAUCAUUCAAAGAGACAAUAUUUGAAGAACUUUCAAAUAGAAUUCACAAAUAUUUGAUUGACAAUUUGCAUUUAAUUGAUUAUGAUAUAUUACCAAGAUUAUUACAUAUGGAUUUACAUUGUGGUAAUAUUUUAGUUUCUAAUACAAAAAUUACAGGUAUUGUAGAUGCUCAAGAUGCAAUUAUUGGACAUAAUGAGUAUGAAUUAAUGAGAAUUGAAAAAGCCCAUUUUGAAGAGAAUAACAAUAAUGAUUAUCGAGAAAAAUUUAUGUCUAGUUAUACGUACUAUGUUAAAUUAGAUGAUGGAUAUGAAGAACGACGACGAAUGUAUUCAUUAUCAAGAGAAUUAGUUGGAAUGGAAUGUUUGUUAGAUUAUGGCGAUAAAUAUGCACAAGAUGGAUCAGUAGAGCAGGAGAAGAAAAACAUCGAAGAUAAAAUAAAGCAUAUUAUUAAUGUGGAUUGA
This is a messenger RNA of Rotaria sordida, 939 nucleotides long. The record is from the annotation of a GenBank genome assembly. Lineage: Eukaryota; Metazoa; Rotifera; Eurotatoria; Philodinida; Philodinidae.